CCCGCUCCCCUCCUCUCCUCGGCGGCGCGGCGGCGAAGUCCAAUCAGACCUCACCGGAGCUCCAGCGAUGGGCGGCGAGAAGAAGAGCGUCGACCUCUCCGACCUCAACAACCCCCUCCUCCCCGCCGCCGCCGCCCUCAGCGCCGAGGACCGGGCCGGCCUCGUCAAUGCCCUAAAGGACAAGCUGCAGGGCUUGGCGGAUCACGCAGACCUGCUCGAGUCGCUGCCGCCCAAUGUCAGGACGCGUGUCGAGUUUUUGAGGGGCAUUCAGAGCCAACAUGAUGAGAUGGAGGCGAAGUUUUUUGAGGAACGGACUGCCCUUGAAGAUAAGUACCAGAAGCUCUAUGAACCAUUGUACACAAAGAGGUAUGAAAUUGUAAACGGAGUUGUGGAGGUUGAUGGUGCUGCUAAAGAACCGACCAGUGAAAAGGCUGCCGAAGGUGAAGAUUCAGAUGCUAAAGGUGUACCAGAUUUUUGGCUCACUGCUCUGAAAACAAAUGAGAUCCUGACUGAGGAGAUCCAAGAGCGUGAUGAGGCUGUUUUGAAAUAUCUGAAGGAUAUCAAGUGGACUAGAAUUGCUGACCCCAAGGGUUUCAAGCUCGAGUUUUUCUUUGAUACAAACCCUUUCUUCAAGAACUCUGUCCUAACAAAGAUCUAUCAUAUGGUUGAUGAAGAUGACCCGAUUUUGGAGAAAGCAAUUGGGACUGAAAUUGAGUGGUAUCCUGGGAAAAAUGUCACACAGAAGGUUCUAAAAAAGAAACCCAAGAAAGGUUCUAAGAAUACGAAGCCUAUUACCAAAAUUGAAGAAUGCGAGAGCUUCUUCAACUUUUUCAGCCCCCCAGAAGUACCUGAAGAUGAGGAGGAGCUUGAUGAAGAUGCUGCGGAUGAGCUUCAGGGUCAGAUGGAGCAUGAUUAUGAUAUUGGAUCUACCAUAAGGGACAAGAUCAUCCCUCAUGCUGUUUCUUGGUUUACUGGUGAGGCUGUGCAAGCUGAGGAUUUUGAGGAUAUGGAAGACGGUGACGAUGACGAUGAUGAUGAUGAUGAUGACGAGGAUGAUGAUGAUGAAGAUGAUGAUGAGGAUGAUGAUGAAGACGAGGAUGAAGAUGAUGAAGAACUAAGCAAACCCAAGAACAAGGUGGCUGGCAAACCAAAGGGAGCUGCAAAGGGUGGUGCACAAGGGGAACAGCCAACGGAGUGCAAGCAGCAGUAGAACUUUUCUGCACCGGGUUGAUGCAGCAUUUUUUCCAUUGAACUACCCAGAGGUGACCUUUGCUGGUUGUGGUGUGCACGGGUGAGAUCUUGUUGUGGAUAUACCAUGGGCAUUGUUGGUAUGGCAGUUGUGCUGGUGGAUGGUUUGGGAGCUUGUGAUGAUGUUAGCGUAUUAUGUGCUCAGUAGUCUAGUUAUAUUAUAUAUUUAUAUGCAGUCGAAGGGCACCCUAAGAUUGUGUAAUUAUGUUUGAACUCUCCAAAUCGAGCUCUUAGUAUCGUGACAUGAUAUUGCGUUGAUUUAUUGAAUGCCAUUGUCGAGUUGGU
Messenger RNA from Lolium rigidum, 1533 nucleotides. Its product is annotated as nucleosome assembly protein 1;1-like. The record is from RefSeq and is a predicted model, not a curated record. The transcript has 12 exons. NCBI's taxonomy places the organism in Eukaryota, Viridiplantae, Streptophyta, Magnoliopsida, Poales, Poaceae. Gene Ontology annotation, cellular component: nucleus; chromatin. Bases 68 to 1210 code for a protein of 380 amino acids. Gene Ontology annotation, biological process: nucleosome assembly. Gene Ontology annotation, molecular function: histone binding; chromatin binding.